This is a messenger RNA of Pipistrellus kuhlii (Kuhl's pipistrelle), 991 nucleotides long. It is a transcript of the gene DPM2, whose product is annotated as dolichyl-phosphate mannosyltransferase subunit 2, regulatory. Gene Ontology annotation, biological process: GPI anchor biosynthetic process. Gene Ontology annotation, molecular function: enzyme regulator activity. The record is from RefSeq and is a predicted model, not a curated record. Gene Ontology annotation, cellular component: endoplasmic reticulum membrane; dolichol-phosphate-mannose synthase complex. Bases 156 to 410 code for a protein of 84 amino acids. Lineage: Eukaryota; Metazoa; Chordata; Mammalia; Chiroptera; Vespertilionidae. The transcript has 4 exons.
AAGCGGGGAGGCAGCGCCUAUCUUUCUUUGAUAUUGUGGGCCUGGGCGGGCCGGCGUAAGGACUACGACUCCCGUCGUGCCACGCGGCCGAAGGCCAGAAGGUCCCGGAUCCGGAACCGGAUGUGGCUUGGUGCUCCGGAGAGGAGCGGGGGGCAAUGGCCACGGGGACCGACCAGGUGGUGGGACUGGGCCUCGUCGCAGUUAGCCUCAUCAUCUUCACCUACUACACCGCCUGGGUGAUCCUCUUGCCAUUCAUCGACAGCCAGCAUGUCAUCCACAAGUAUUUCCUGCCCCGAGCCUAUGCUGUUGCCAUCCCGCUAGCUGCUGGCCUGCUGCUGCUCCUGUUCGUGGGGCUGUUCAUCACCUAUGUGAUGCUGAAGAACCAGAAGGUGACCAAAAAGGCUCAGUGAGGCCCAGCCAGGAUGCAGCCGCCUCCCCUCUGGUGCACGCCGCGAGCGGGGGCACAUAGGACCGGGCAGGCACUGCGGCCCCUCAAGCAUGGCUGCCCCACAGACACCCCUGGGGAUGGAGCUGUUCAGGACUCACCCCUGACUGACCAGAACCCCCACUUCUCUUCUGCUCACUCUUCCAGAGCCAGGAGGAAGGACCUGGAAAUCUCCCUCUCUCCCCAUUCUGCCUCGGGGCCUGAAAGAUGCUGGUCCUCCCUACCUCACUUUCAGACCCCCUGUCACUUUUUCCUGUGGGCUCUACCCUCUUGCCUCAAUUUCCCUCCUGUCUCAUGCUCAUGUUGGAAUGGGCACGUUUUAAGGCAUCAUGUGGCCUCUCCCCACAUGUCCCUUUUCUCCGGAAGGCAGCUUUCCGGUCUGACACAGCCAGAGACUUCCCAGGACUUGACCUGGGAAGCUUAGCGGGAGGACCAACAGGCCUUGGGACCACGGGCACACUGGGCCCCAGAUCUUCUCAUAGAGGCCCAGCCCCCGGCCCCGGCACUGGCCUCUGGGGAGAACUGAUCAAUAAAUGUUGGUGUGUU